Molecule: messenger RNA, 3402 nt
Organism: Medioppia subpectinata
Lineage: Eukaryota; Metazoa; Arthropoda; Arachnida; Sarcoptiformes; Oppiidae
Source: the annotation of a GenBank genome assembly
AUGACUGCCGUCACGAAAGAGGCCGAAGAGUUGGACAAAUCGCGCAAACAUUUGUCACUUCUUCGCGAAGAAUACGUAAAACUGCAGCAAAAGUAUUGCGAUUUGGAGAAGAAGUACAACCUAUUGAACGCUUCCUCCGGAGUGGUGGACGACAACUCAUUCGUCUCGCGAUUGGUCCGCAAUGUGGCCAACCUUUUUGACAAAGACUUGUACUCCGAUCUGACCAUUAAACUCAAUGGCAGUUCAGUGAAGGGCCAUAAGUUUGUGCUGUCGGCCCGAAGUGAUGGCUGGGAUCAGUUGGACCACUGCUCCGAACUCGACUUAACGCAUGUGAACCCAGAGGUGGGCUUUCACUUCGUCCGAUGGCUCUAUACGGACGCCAUUGACUUCAGUCACCGCAACGAAGACUUCAUACUGGAUGUGAUGCGCGCCGGGAAGCGCUUCGACUUGAAUCCGUUGGUAGAGCUCUGCGAACAGACACUCAUGUCGUUCGUGAAUGUCUCCAAUUGUGUCCAAUUCUAUCAGACGGCCGACGAGAUCGGCGCCGAAACGCUGAAGAAUCACUGCUCGGAACUGGUGUCCAAUCAUUGGGACGACUUCACGAGCGACGACUUUGUCUCGAUGUCCGCCCCGUUGUUGUACGCGAUGUUCAAAACGAAGACCGAAUACCCGUUGCAUACAGCGAUUCGGAUCAAGAGAGAGGACGUCUUGUUCUUGUAUUUGAUUGAAUUCGACGCCCAAUUAGUGGUCAAACUGAACGAAACCGAUAGAGCGGGUGAACUGCCCCUCCAUUUGGCGCUGAAGACCAAACAGGAGGACAUCGCCCGCACACUGGUCUCCCAUAAGGCCAAUGUGAACGCCGCCGACGCUAACGGCCAGACACUACUCCACAGAGCCAUCCAACGAGACGACCACUUCUCGGCCCACUUUCUCGUCAAGAAUAACGCGUCGGUCGAUACGCCCGACUCCGUGGGCGACGUUCCCCUCCAUCUGUGCGCCGAUAAGGCCAACAGCGACGGUAUGUCUAGAAUCGCGCGCAAUCUCUUGGACUCCGAGGCCGACCCCAACUUCCAGGACUCCAACGGCAACUCCGCCCUUCACAGAGCCGUUAUGUCGCUAAACAAAGAGGUGUUUGACAUACUAUUAGAACAGCCGAAGAUUGCUAUUGAUUUAAGAAACAAAAAGCAUUCGACGAGUUUUGCCAUAGCGUUGACCAAAUUGGCCGAAAACGAGUCAUUCGCCCGGGAAUUGGUCCGAAGGGACUGUUCUAUUGACUCGAUUAAUCCCGAGACCAGCGACUCAUUACUGCACGCGUGCGCCCGAGUGGGUAAUGAAACGGCCGGACUCUUCCUGACCGGCAAUGGGGCCAAAAUUAAUCUGACCAAUAGUCGGGGCGAAUCACCCCUACAUAUCGCCGCCGCUAACGGUCUCUCUGGCGCGAACUGCAAUCUCCAGACGUCUCCGCUAUCGUUCGCCGAAUCGAUGUCAUCGCCCGAAGCGGAACAGGUGUUCAAUCAGACGCCACUCCAUUUGGCGAUCGUCGGCGGCCACGAGUCGGUGAUCGAAGUGAUACUCAACCAAAAUAACAGGUCGUCGUCGAUGAAGGGCGACGUCGGCUCAGCUCUACUGCAGCCGAACCUCAAUCUCAAGAACUCCAAAGACCAGACGCCGCUAUCGCUGGCCAUACAGUCGGGCCUUCACACGACGGCCCAGAUGUUGAUCAACGCCGGCGCCAGCGUUAAUAUAAUCGACGCCAACGGCCGCUCACUCCUGCAUCAGGCCAUCAUCGAUGGCGACGAACAGAACGCCAUAUUCCUCCUCAACCACGGCUCCGACAUCGCUCUCAAGACACCGGACGGCGAGACGAGUCUCCAAUUGGCUGUCAAACACCAAUUGGAUUCAGUGGCUGACGAGUUGUGCGCCAAAGGAUCCGAUGUUAAUGUUGUUGAUAAAGACAGUAAUUGUCUUCUAUGGUCAGCCCUACAACUGGAGGACGACAACAUCGCGUCCACACUUGUGCGCUAUCAGUGCGACACUGAUUACUGGGCGCCGGCAGAGGACGGCCUCCAACAGACACUAUUGCAUCGGGCGUUGGACGAGAACAACGAGAGAGCGGCCUGUUUUCUGAUCCGUUGCGGUUGCGAUAUCAACGCCACCCGACGGCCGCCGCCCAACGCCACCGGCAAUGAAGAGGUGGACAAACAGACGCCGCUCCACUUAGCGUCGGGUUGGGGUCUGGAGGACGUGGUGUACACACUGUUGGAGCACUUGGCGAAUGUGAACGCACAGGACGUCGAGGGCAAGACAGCCCUUAUGAUCGCGAUUGUCAAUCAACACCAGAAGAUAAUAACACUGCUUCUGGAGUGCAAGCAAAUCGAUCUGUCCCUACGCGACAUCACCGGCAAUACGGCGUUCUCGCUGUGCGUGAAGUACCGCAACAAUAGGGCCGCCCUAUCGGUGCUGAUCAAAGAGCCGACCGCUGCCGACAAAUACGACGGAAAGGGCAGGAAUUACCUGCACAUCGCCGUCGAGAAGAAGGACAUCGAGAGCGUACUAUUCCUUCUCAGUAUUAAAGUGAAAGUGCACUCCAGAGUGCGCGACAACACACAGAAGACGGCUCUCCAUUUGGCCGCAGAGGCCGGCAAUGAGAUGAUUGUCCGCAAUCUAUUGCUCGCCGACGCGCCCAUCGCUGACGUGACGUCCGCUAAACAAACCGCUCUUCAUUUGGCGGCCGAACACGACUUCAGCGCCAUUUGUUCUAUACUUCUGGAGAAUGGUGUCGAUUACGACGCGGUCGACAUCAACGGUAACAACGCGUUGCACAUCGCGUGCCAAAAGGGACAGUUGGCCACCUGUAAGGUAUUGUUGGCCGAGUCCCGUAUCAGCGCUGAUACGCUCAACCUUAAGGGCCAGAAUCCGGUCCACUUGUUGGCCACGUUUGGUCGCGAGAACGCGGCCGCCAUUUUCGAGAUCUUCAUCGAGUCUAUGCCCGAGUAUCCCAUCAAUAAAGUCGACGGCACCGGCAAUACGCCACUGCUUUUGGCGUAUAUGAAUGGCAACGGAAACCUGUGCCGAGCGCUCAUCAAAUCGGGCGCAGUGUUGGGCACCUGUAAUAACGACGGCGUAAACAUAUUCAACCAUUCGGUGGCCACAAAGAAUCUGCUCUACCGUUUGCUGGACUUUCUGCCGGCCGAACCGCCCUGGACUGCGGCCGAGGCGUGCCUGGAGUGUGGCCUCAAGUUCAGUCUCACCACACGUAAGCAUCACUGCCGCCACUGCGGGCGUGUGCUGUGCAGCCGGUGCUCCGGUAAGGAUCUGCCCAUUUUGAAGUUCAAUCUGACAAAACCGGUCAGAGUGUGCGAAGUCUGCUUCGAUGUACUCACUCUCGGCUUCAAUACGUAA